AUGGCAAGUCAGGCUGUCACAAGGAGCUUUAUCAGGCUGGCUUUGCUUCUGAAAAUGCGCCAAAGUGCUUCCUAUGUCAGUAGCCUCCUUGUGGAUGAGACCUAUGAUGCUACUAAAUUACUUAUCAUCAUUAGUAAAGUGUGCUCCUGUAAGAUCAGUUUUAACCUGAACUACUUGGUAAUGUCUCCUGAAUCCAAGAAUGGAGUUGGGAAGUUGUACCUUACCUGCUUGACUAUGACCAUACGGAGUGGAUCUCUAAAGCUCACUCUUGCUGUAAUUAAUCUUCAGUGCCACAGGGAAACCAUACGGAGUGGAUCUCUAAAGCUCACUCUUGCUGUAAUUAAUCUUCAGUGCCACAGGGAAGUACUAUUACUAAGGAAUAGCAGAAGAUGCACUUUUAGAAGAUAUUCCAAGGUGCCACUUCCAACCCAACUGCCCUUUCCUGUCUGCCCAGCACCAUUUCGGGGUUCAAUUUUUGUUGUAACAUAUUGGGAUUUCAUUGAUACAGUAUCCAUUAAAAUAAAUGGACAGUGCUUGCUGCACACUGAAGCCAAAGAAAAUUUCUUCUGCAUCGAAUUAUGGACAGACGCAAAGAAGAAGAGCCCUGAGUACCUGGAAAUUCUCCAGCACAUCACUCUGAUCCAAUAUAUUGAAAAUGCCACGUUAAGAAUAUCUGAUAAAGCAAGAAAUGAUGCCGUUGUGUCUAUUGCCAAGGACUUCCUGGCAGGUGGAGUGGCCGCGGCCAUCUCCAAGACUGUGGUAGCGCCCAUCAAGCGGGUCAAGUUGCUGCUGCAGGUGCAUCAUGCCGGCAAGCGGAUCACCGCAGCUAAGCAAUGCAAGGGCAUUAUAGACUGUGUGGUUCAAAUCCCCAAGAAGCAGGGAGUCCUGUCCUGGCAUGGUAACCUAGCCAAUGUCAUCAGAUACUUUCCCACCCAGGCUCUCAACUUUGCCUUCAAAGAUAAAUACAAGCAGAUCUUCCUGGGUGGUGUGGACAAGAGGACCCAGUUUUGGCGCUACUUUUACUUUGCAGGGAACCUGGCAUCUGGUGGUGCUGCUGAGGCCACAUCUUUGUGCUUUGUGUACCCUCUUGAUUUUGCCCGUACCCGUCUGGCAGCUGAUGUGGGUAAAGCUGGAGCUGAAAGGGAAUUCAAAGGCCUCGGCGACUGUCUGGUUAAGAUCUACAAAUCUGAUGGGAUUAGGGGCCUGUACCAAGGCUUUAACGUGUCCGUGCAGGGUAUUAUCACCUACCGAGCUGCUCACUUUGGUAUCUAUGACACUGCAAAGGGAAUGCUUCCAGAUCCCAAGAAUACUCAUAUCUUCAUUAGCUGGAUUGCACAGUCUGUCACUGCCGUUGCCGGGUUGACGUCCUAUCCGUUUGACACUGUUCGUCGCCGCAUGAUGAUGCAGUCAGGGCGCAAAGGAACUGGUAUCACACGCACAGGCACGCUUGACUGCUGGAGGAAGAUUGCUCGAGACGGAGGGGGCAAAGUUUUUAUCAAGAGUGCAUGGUCCAAUGUUUUCAGAGGGAUGGGUGGUGCUUUUGUGCUCGUCUUGUAUGAUAAAAUCAAGAAGUUCACCUAA
Molecule: messenger RNA, 1581 nt
Organism: Tupaia belangeri chinensis (Chinese tree shrew)
Lineage: Eukaryota; Metazoa; Chordata; Mammalia; Scandentia; Tupaiidae
Product: ADP/ATP translocase 2-like
Biological process (GO): mitochondrial ADP transmembrane transport; mitochondrial ATP transmembrane transport; negative regulation of mitochondrial outer membrane permeabilization involved in apoptotic signaling pathway
Cellular component (GO): mitochondrial inner membrane
Molecular function (GO): ATP:ADP antiporter activity
Source: RefSeq, a predicted model, not a curated record